Molecule: messenger RNA, 2283 nt
Organism: Triticum aestivum (bread wheat)
Lineage: Eukaryota; Viridiplantae; Streptophyta; Magnoliopsida; Poales; Poaceae
Product: phospholipase A1-II 7
Exons: 3
Coding region: 52-2037 (661 amino acids)
Biological process (GO): lipid metabolic process
Molecular function (GO): glycerophospholipid phospholipase A1 activity
Source: RefSeq, a predicted model, not a curated record
CAGGCGCGUUGUCUGUGUAAGCCAAGAGAAGAAGCAAGUGUGGCUUGAGUCAUGUCGACGACCUUUGGCGUCCCCAUCAACGAUGACACACUGAAACUAAUGUCUAGAUACACUGGCAAGAAGAUAACCCAAGAAGACCGUGCGCGGGAAGCGAUGCGGCUGAUCCAUGCUGAAGACAAGCACUUGAGCGCUCUCAACCACGCGCUCGACCUCAAGAAUUCACAUGGGAUAUUUGGGAUUGGGGUGACAGCCAUGGUCCUCAUCUACAACGCCACCGGCGACACGCUGGUGCUGCAGGUUGUAGAGCAGCAGAAGGACUGGUCUGGCGAGGUGGCCAGGGAGCUAAGCUUCUUUCACCCCACAGUCUCCUUCCAGAACGGCCAGUGGAUCGCCUUCGUCCAUAUGGACUCCACCGAGUCAGAGGCGGCCCGGGUCUUUCGAGGCCGAGAUAUCACAGGCCAGGUUCGUGACUAUAUGGUUGCCUGGUCCGUCUCUUGGAGCAGGAGAACAAACUCAGCAUACACUGAGGUACGUGAGAAAGAACACUUCCCAAAGUUGUGGGAUCACUACAAGGGUUUACUGGAGAAGGCAGGCAAAGUCACCAGGGACCAAACCGAUGAGUAUUGUGCAUCCACUAUUAGUGUCGGUGGGUACACUUCCUCGGAAGUCAUUGCAGUAUUGCAGCACAAGUUUAGCCCUUUGCUAGAGGGUGGAACUAUAAUCCCACCGCCGUUGCCGUCCCCGUGGCCUAGAGUGGGAAACAUCGCCAGCCGGUGGCGCGAGCUCCAUGGCGCGGGGUCGUGGGAAGGGCUCCUGGACCCGCUGGACGCCGACCUCCGGGCCUCCAUCAUCGCCUAUGGCGAGCUAGCGGAGGCGGCCUACGAUGGGUUCAACUCCGACGAGUCGUCGCCGGAAGCCGGCUCGUGCCUGUACAGCCCCGCCGAACUGCUCGCCGCCUCUGGCGUGUCCCACCCAGAGUACUUCACCGUCACCAAGUACGUGUACGCGUCCUGCGGGUUCCUGCCCCUCGUGACAACUGAGCUGGGGGCGUCCGGGGGACUGUCGGCGGCCGUGGUGCCGGUGCCGCCAGUGGCCGCGGCGUUCUUCGUGCUGCCCAAGCCAGAGCUGCGAGAUGGGCCAAUGUGGAGGGAGUGCAAUUGGAUGGGGUUCGUGGCCGUGGCUACGGACGAAGGAGCAGCGGCGCUAGGGAGGCGCGACAUCGUGGUAGCAUGGCGCGGCACCGUGCAGAAACUGGAGUUUCUGAGUGACGGAAUAUUUUCGUUGGGCUGCGCUAAGCCCGUGCUGCAACCCAUUCCUGGCCCCUUGGCGGCCGCCUACAAUAACGCCAAGGUGCAUGAUGGUUUUCUGACCGUGUACUUGACCGGGGACGAAUACUCCCAGCACUACAGGACCUGCGCCAGAGAUCAGGUCCUCGAGGAGGUACGGAGGCUAAUGGAUGUGCACAAGGACGAGGUGACCAGCAUUACCGUCACCGGCCACAGCCUCGGCGCGGCGCUCGCCACCCUCAACGCUGUUGACAUGGUUGCCCAUGGUGUCAAUGUGCCCCCCGCCUCCUCCAAACAGCCGCCGUGCCCCAUGACUGCCUUCCUGUUCGCAUGCCCGCGCGUCGGAAAUGAUAGUUUCAAAUCUGUCUUCGCCUCGUUCGAUCUCCUCCGCGCCAUCCACGUGAAGAACAAAAACGACAUAGUCCCGACACUACCACCGGAAGAUUUUGAGUACGUGGACGUGGCGACGGCGACGCUGCCCAUCAAUACGGACCGGUCAAAGUUCUUGCGUCCUGGCAACGUGCUGACGUACCACAACCUUGAGUGCUAUCUGCACGGCGUUGCCGGGGACCAUGGCAACAAGGAUUUCUGGCUGGAGGUGGAUCGUGACAUCGCGUUGGUGAACAAGAGUGCCGACGCACUGAAAUAUGAGUUUGGGGUGCCAGCAAAUUGGUGGGCCGAUAAGAAGAAGCUCAUGGUUAAGGGCGCUGAUGGCCGCUGGAAGCGCAAGGAUGACCUCAAGGAAGCCUAGUUAAGUGGCUAAGUUACUGCAUGCACCAUCGGCGGCAUGGCUUACUACCUACAAUAAUAAAUGCCGAUGCUUAGUUGUGUGUUUUACAUUUUCAACCUUUCUAUAUAUAUGCAUGGUGUGUGUGUCUGUGUGUGCCUAUCUAGAGUUGUUCAUGUCCCAAGUUUCAGUUUGAUUGUUGUUGUUGUGUGUCAGGUAUUCUAUGUCUCUUUAUUUGAUAUAAUAAAUCCAGCUGGAGGGCUUUCAUGA